This is a messenger RNA of Notechis scutatus (mainland tiger snake), 666 nucleotides long. The record is from RefSeq and is a predicted model, not a curated record. NCBI's taxonomy places the organism in Eukaryota, Metazoa, Chordata, Lepidosauria, Squamata, Elapidae.
CUGUUGGAACGUUCAGGUUCGUCUCGGUCGCUCGCCCCGAUUCCCCGAACGCGGAAGCCUCUACCCGGAACGGAAGGGGGGGCCUGCAGGGAGGGGCCGAGCCCGGGGCCCGAGUAUGGAGCCUGUCUCUCUCUGGACUUCGCAGACGGUGCUGGCUUGGAUCCGAGGUUUGGAUCCAGCAUUACAAAGUUACCCAGUGGAGACGUGGGAGCUGACCGGGAAGAGGCUGCUCCGGUUAUCCUAUCGGGAUUUGGAGAAUCUGGGCGUGAGCUGCAUCGGCCACCAGGAGCUCCUCCUGGAAGCUGUGGAGCAGCUUUGUGUUUUGAACUAUGAGCUGACAACCUCCAACCUGAGGACACUCACAGAGAAGCUGCAAGGGAUCCUUCGGACGAUCGAGGUCUGCAUUCUGAGUCGAAGAAAAGUGAGCAAUUAUCACAGAGCGGCUACCGAAAAGUCCAGCUUGGAUCUCCUGGCAUCUGUGGUGGAGUUGAUCAGUGCUGCUAAAGGCCUCUUUUUAUGGCUGAACAGGUACUUAUUUGCUUAGAUGUUGGGAAGGGUGUGCGUAUCCAAGGCUGCUGUCAUCUUGAUAAAACAUGGGAGGGCAGUGUGUGGUUGCUCAUAAUUUCCUGCUGCCCUCAAUAAACAAUCACAGUCCACUUUUUGAAA